UAUUCUAAAUCAUCAUGAACUGAUGAUUCCAGCCGCUUGGAUUUUGGUUGGAUGCGGGAUUAAUGUUCAGUGGGAGGGUUCAUCGGGACAUUUGUGCCCCCCAGGAGGUCAGUCUGAAUGUGGCCCCUCCAGGACGUAAUUUACAUCUGAAAUAAACGCUUCCUUCAGUUGUUGGCUCCUGAAUCACCACAUGAGGGCCUCCUCUCUGCGUCCUCUCCGCCGCCUCCAAUCCUCUCUCCUCAUUGCGAUCCUCUGCCAGAUCCCCCCUCCUCUUCCUCUUCCUCCUCCUCCCUCCUGUCUGCCCCUCUCAGGCCGCGGAGGGGAGCAUUCACACCCCGCUGUCUGCGUUUAGCGGACGGGGCUCCCAGUCUCUUCGUGAACCGGAGGGAGAUGAACGGCAACCCGUGUGCCCGCAGGCUGGCCCGCCGCUCCCGCUCAGCCCUGCUGCUCGCCGCUGUGUCCGUCCUGCUGAUCCAGACUCUCAUCGUGUGGAACUUCAGCAGCCUGGACUCUGCUGGCGGGGACACCGGCGCCAGGAGCCGGGAGAAGAGGGACGACCGGACCGGGGGGUUCAACAAAGCCGACAAGGAGCGCCGGUGGAGGGGGCUGCAGAAGAAGGAAGACCCGCAGCUGCUGCACGGGAAGGCGGCUGUUCGACACAAGCUGCGGGCGGAUGUCCACCAUCCCCUUCGUCCUAAAGAGAAGCUCCAUCCGGACAGCAACAACAACGAGAACUCUGUCCCCAAAGACUUCGACACCAUCGACAGCAACAGCAACCUGGGAGCGCGAUCGCAGCGUCAGCGACUACGAAAGCUGGAAAAGAACCAAAGCAUGCUGGGAAACGAAGUCCUAAAGCACAUUCCCAACCUUCCUAAAGUUCACAACCAGACCCACAUCCAGAAGGCCCUCCCACAUCUCCAAACUCUUCCAGCGCCGGCUCAGGGGUCCAAUCAGGAUCCCCUGUUCUUCCAAACGAAGACGCCCGGUUCACCUCCGCUGCCACCGGGUCUGGAGCCGCAUAAGGAGCAGCCACAGUGUGAAAUCAGCGGGAAAGAGGCAAUUUCUGCUUUGUCCAGAGCCAAGAGCCGGGAGUGCCGGCAGCAGAUAGUUGAGGUAUACUGCAAGCACAAAGAGAGGGCGCUGAUGCCUGAGAAGGUUCCUCGUUUCUGCCCCAUAGAAGGUAAAGCUAGCGUGAACGUGCAGUGGGACGACAGGGCAGCCUCUGAUGGUUCUCCGCCUGUUCGCGUCGCCUUCGUCCUGGUCGUCCACGGCCGAGCCUCACGCCAGUUUCAGCGGCUCUUCAAAGCCAUCUACCACACCUCGCACUUCUACUACGUCCAUGUAGACGAGAGGUCUGACUACCUCCACAGAGAGGUUCUGUCUCUGGUGGGUCGGUUCCCUAACGUCAGAGUCACUCCCUGGAGAAUGGCGACCAUCUGGGGUGGAGCCAGUCUCCUGACAAUGUACCUGCAGAGCAUGGACGACCUCCUCAAAAUGACAGACUGGUCCUGGGACUUCUUCAUCAACCUCAGCGCUGCCGAUUACCCCAUCAGGUCCAACGACCAGCUGGUGGCGUUCCUGUCCAAAUACCGCAACAUGAACUUUAUCAAGUCUCACGGCAGAGACAACGCUCGUUUCAUCCGUAAACAGGGUCUGGACCGAGUCUUCUACGAGUGCGACACCCACAUGUGGCGUCUUGGAGACCGCAAGAUCCCGGAGGGCGUGUCCGUAGACGGAGGUUCUGAUUGGUUCCUGCUCAGCCGGCCGUUUGUGGAUUACGUCGUGAACUCCAGGGACGCGCUGGUCAGCAACAUGAAGCGUUUUUACGCCUACACGCUGCUGCCGGCAGAGUCAUUUUUCCACACUGUCCUGGAAAACAGCGUCCACUGUGAGACCAUGGUGGACAAUAACCUGAGGCUCACCAACUGGAACCGCAAACUGGGAUGUAAGUGCCAGUACAAGCACAUAGUGGACUGGUGCGGCUGCUCUCCAAACGACUUCAAGCCUUCAGACCUGCCCCGGUUCCAGCAAACCUCCAGACCCACCUUCUUUGCUCGGAAGUUUGAGGCCAGCGUCAGCCAGGAGAUCAUCAGCCAGCUGGACGCCUUCCUGUAUGGAGCGUAUCCGUCCAGCACCCCGGGCCUCCAGGCCUACUGGGAGAACAUCUAUGAGCAGGAGACGGACGGACUCUCCAGCCUGUCCGACUCCAAGCUAAGCCACUACCACGCCUUUGCCCGUAUGGGACUGUCCCGCGCUGCCGGGUCAAUGCAGGGACAUCCCAAUGAUCACAGCUGCAGGUUUGUAGCCAUGAGCCACCCAACGUCCGUGCACCUCUACUUCCUGUCGGACCAGUUCCAGGGCUACCUGGUGCGUCACGUGGCCACUAACCGAGCCUCCACCCAGAUGGAGACCCUGGAGACCUGGGUGACACCCAAAGACCACUUCACCCAGGCCAGCCAGCCCCACACCAGCAACAGACUUCAGCACAUUCAGGUUGGGUCAGACUGGGAUCCAAAGGAGCGCCUCUUCAGGAACUGGGGGGGUCUGCUGGGACCCGAAGACGAGCCGGUGGCCGUGCAGCACUGGAGCCGAAGCCAGAGCAACCUGACUGCCACCAUAGUUUGGAUCGACCCCACCAACGUCAUCGCCGCCACCUACGACAUCUUAGUGGACGCGUCCGCUGAGGUCACCCACUACCGGCCACCGCUCACCUCGCCACUGCGGCCGGGCGUCUGGACGCUGAGGGUGCUUCACCACUGGAACCUGAUGGGUCAGACCAGCUUCGUCGUAGCUCCGCAGGAGUUCCACCGACAGCAGCCUAUUCAGAAAGAGCACACCCUGCGGCUGCACGCCGGUCCGGCCCGGAACUCCUACAUGGAGCAGAGCUUCCAUGGUCUGAACCCGGUGCUGCGGCUGCCGGUGAGUCUCAGCGCUGUGGAGGAAGCCGAGGCGAACUCUGGCCUGACGGGGGCGCCGCUGAGACGCUGGCUGGACGGGCUCCUGGAGGGCCACUGGUCCGCCUCAGACGUCUGCUCGCUGGGCCCCAGCGCCUGCCCCGUCAUGCAGAGCUGCCCCCUCACCACGUGGAGCUCUGCCAGCCCCGACCCAAAAUCCGAACUGAGCACACCCAGAGAGGACGGACGGAUCAGGUAGCAGCCAGAUGGACAGGAGAGGACGGAUGAAGGAAGACACGUUUGUGUCUGAUAUUUAUUUAUUUAAAGGUUGCAGGAACAGUGGAAGAGAAUCCAAACUCGGUCUGAUCCCACUUUAUUUUGGGAUCAUGUGGCUGCUGAGCGGAGCGAAUGAAUGUCAGAACCAGAACUUCAUACCUCUUGUUGUUGAGUCUCCCUGCUGAAAGAGCUGCUUCACAUUGUAAUACUGAAAACAGCUCUGGAUGCAGAAAAUCUUCUAGAAAAUCCGAUUUAUUUCUUUAUUUAGUUGGACGUCGGCAGACAGGAUUUAAUGUUUAAACUGAAAUCUGUUCUGAUCUGGCAUUUCCAACAACUUCGGGCCUGUUGGGUUUUUACAGGGUUCCUGAACAGAUUCGGGAUGUAUGGAAGUGAAUUUAUUUCUAGUAUUUCACAGAAUAUAAACCAAUAGUAUUUUCAGUAAUCUAUUUAUUAGCAGAUAAAACUGUGAGUUAUUUUAGGCCUUUAGAACAAGUGAGUGAAGACAGAAACCAGAGCGCCUCCUGGUGGCACCUACAUGUAAAGGUGGACCACACUUGACAGGUAGAAACAUCGGUCCAGACCAGAUACUGUAAAUUACUUGUCUGAAUUUUUCACAAAAACAAUAUUUUCACGAAAAACCAGCUUUGUAAGUCUUAGAAAAUCUAACAAAAAAAAUGACUUUACUGAAGUUUCUGAUGUGAAGAUUUAAUGGGCUGUCUGAUAAUUAAAGCUUGACCAUGGUGCCAACAUUUACUGGAAGUUUAAAGAUUUAAAUGGAGAAAACAGACCAUCCAUUAUUUUUUCAGCUCCUGUUUCCUGUUUUCCAGACUUAUCUGGUUUUUCAGAUAAAAGCCACUUAAAAAUGUACAGGUUCACAAAGAUUUUUAGAGGGCAGACGUGCAGAAACUAGACCGGAUGGAUGAUGGAGGCACAGACGUAUAGGCUGAUGGAUGGAAAAGUGAAUAGAUUGAUGGACAGAUUAAUGGGAGGAAAAUGGAGGGAUUGAUACUUUUCUUUUACUUAUCCAGACCUGGAAAGUAAUUAAAUCAAAUUCUAUCCCUUUUCCAGACUCAGCAGGAAUUGUGUUCUGGACGUUUUCACACAGAGUCAAACUGGAGUCAGGGAGAAGUAAGAAACAACAGCAAAUUAAACGUUGUUUUCCUGCCUCACCCGGACUGUGUGCUGGAGGUUAUUUAUAUAAAGACUGUGUCAAAUAUAGAGAGCUACUGCUGUUGUACACACCAUGCACAGAAUGUUGCCAUGAUCGCCACCUGCUGGCAGGACAUGAUUACUUCAUGAUGUGUUGGAGUUACAGCGCUGUGGUCACCGUUGGGAUAUUUUACGAGCAGAUGAAUAAAAAUACAUCAGUGCAGAUCACCGUGAGAUAUUAAAAGUGAUAUUUUUUCACUAACUCAAAAUAAAAUGUCUGAGAUCUUUCCAAUUAAUUAUCUUCUAAACUUGUUUAAAGUUUUUCCUCCUGGACUCCAGCGGCUCUGUCUUGUGUGAACGUCGUUUUUUUUUUUUUUUUGUGCUAUUUUAAAAUCCUUCAAACUUGAAGUGAGCCGUCCAUUCAUCUUAAUCUUUACUACAGUUUUUUUCCUUGUGUGUGUGAGUCAAACAUCUAAGAACUGCUGAAGUAAUUUAUUCAAAGGUUUAUAUAAAUAGGUUUUUUUCGGUGUAGUUGAUUUGAAAGGAUUUGAAAGGCAGAUAUCUGGGAUUUGCUUUCUGGAGGAAAAUGUGUGCCUUUGUUUCUGACGGCUGUUUAAACCAUUAAAUGAUCCCGACCAUAGAAGAACCUCA
Molecule: messenger RNA, 4970 nt
Organism: Girardinichthys multiradiatus
Lineage: Eukaryota; Metazoa; Chordata; Actinopteri; Cyprinodontiformes; Goodeidae
Product: xylosyltransferase 1-like
Exons: 11
Coding region: 391-3153 (920 amino acids)
Biological process (GO): chondroitin sulfate proteoglycan biosynthetic process; heparan sulfate proteoglycan biosynthetic process
Cellular component (GO): membrane
Molecular function (GO): protein xylosyltransferase activity
Source: RefSeq, a predicted model, not a curated record